Messenger RNA from Didymodactylos carnosus, 1029 nucleotides. The record is from the annotation of a GenBank genome assembly. NCBI's taxonomy places the organism in Eukaryota, Metazoa, Rotifera, Eurotatoria, Philodinida, Philodinidae.
AUGUCUUUCCGUUUAAAUUCACGAUUUUUAACUCAUAAUCAUCGUUUUAUAAUCUAUUGUUUAUUAUUAUUAUUAUUAAUUCAACCCAUAUUAUUUCUUACCUAUCUUUCAUUAAAUUCCACAUCAUUAUUUAUUACAGAAACGUGUCAUACAAAUAAAAUAGAUACAAAUAAUAUAUUAGAUCAUUCAUAUAGUUCUAUUAUUGAACAACGUUUAAAUUCAGUAAUUAAUUAUGAUACAUUAAAUAUUUUACAAUAUAAUCCACGUAUAUUAUGUUGGAUACCUACAACGUAUGAGAGAUUAGAUAGAGCACUUGUUGUACAUGAAACAUGGGCAAAACGUUGUGAUCGUACAAUAUUUAUUCUUGGUGGUCAACGUGUAGAAAAACCAUUAAAUCGUACAAUAUAUCCAUUUUCAAUUGCUUAUAUUGGAGGUGAAAAAUUAGAAAAAUAUAAUCAAUUAAGUGAAAAAGUUUUACGUUCAUUACUUUAUUUAUAUAAACGUUAUAUUAAUGAUUAUGAUUGGUUUUUAAAAGCAGAUGAUGAUACAUAUGUAAUUAUUGAAAAUUUACGUCAUUUUCUUCGUCGAAAAUUAUCGAAUACAACCGGUUAUUAUGGUUUUAUAGCUAAAAUUCGUGAUCGUUCAUAUCCAUCAGGUGGUGCCGGUUAUGUAUUAAGUCAAUCAACAUUAUUAAAAUUAGGUUCACAAAUAUUAAAUAAACCGGAAAAACGUAAAUUAUGUCGUGAUAAUGAAGCAGAAGAUAUUAAUCUUGCUUAUUGUUUAGCUCGUAUAAAUAUAUUUGUAACUAAUACUCGAGAUCAUAAUCAAUUGGAAACAUUUCAUCCAAUGACAUUUGAAGAACAUUUUUUAGGCAAAUUUUCACGUUGGAUUGAAACAAAUUCACAAUUUGAUCAAAAACAAGGAGAAAAAUGUUGUAGUAAUUUUACAAUUUCAUUUCAUGGAAUGUCACCACGUGAUAUGAAAUUAUUUCACUUUCUAUUGUAUAAUAUUCAAAUUGCAAGAAUUUAA